Messenger RNA from Salmo salar (Atlantic salmon), 2530 nucleotides. Its product is annotated as tripartite motif-containing protein 16. The record is from RefSeq and is a predicted model, not a curated record. Gene Ontology annotation, molecular function: zinc ion binding; protein binding. NCBI's taxonomy places the organism in Eukaryota, Metazoa, Chordata, Actinopteri, Salmoniformes, Salmonidae.
CUCUCUUCUGAGAAAACGAAACUUAUCUGAGUCUCGGUUUUGUUUGUGUGAAAGUGAACAACCGUACAAAUGGCUCAGCAGGGAAUUCUGCUGGACCAGGAUCAGUUCUGUUGUUCUGUCUGUCUGGAUCUACUGAAGGAGCCAGUAGCUAUCCCCUGUGGACACAGUUACUGUAGGAGCUGUAUUGAGGGCUGCUGGGAUCAGGAUGAUCUGAAGGGGGUCUACAGCUGUCCUCAGUGCAGACAGACCUUCACUCCAAGGCCUGAUCUGAGAAAAAAUAACAUGUUGGCUGAAGUGGUGGAGAAACUGAAGAAGACAGGACUUCAGGCUGCUCCCCCUGAUCUGUGCUAUGCUGGACCUGGAGAUGUGGCAUGUGAUUUCUGCACUGGGACCAGAAAGCAGAAAGCCCUCAUGUCCUGUCUGGUGUGUCUGGUGUCUUCCUGCAAGACUCACCUCCAGCCUCACUAUAGUGUCCCUGCACUAAAGAAGCACAAGCUGGUCAAAGCCUCCACACAGCUACAGGAGAACAUCUGCUCCCGUCAUGACGAACUGCUGAAGAUUUACUGUCGUACCGAUCAGAAUUGUAUCUGUUAUCUGUGUAUGGUGGAUGAUCAUAAAGGCCAUGAUACAGUGUCAGCUGCAGCGGAGAGGACCGAGAAACAGAGUCAGCUGGGGAUGAGUCAGCAGAAGCUCCAGCAGAGAAUCCAGGAGAGAGAGAAGGAGCUGAAGGAGCUCCAACAUGCUGUGGAGUCUCUCAAGCACUCUGCACAGGCAACAGUGGAGGACAGUGAUAGGAUCUUUACUGAGCUGAUCCACUCCAUUGAGAGAAGGCGCUCUGAGGUGAAGGAGUUGAUCAGAGACCAGGAGAAGGCGCAAGUGAGUCAAGCUGAUGGACUCCUGGAGCAACUGGAGCAGGAGAUAGCUGAGCUGAGGAGGAGAAACGCUGAGCUGGAGCAGCUCUCACACACAGAGGAUCACAUCCAUUUCCUCCAGAGUUAUCAGUCUCUCUCCAGUCCCAGUGUCUCUUCAGACUUACCCAGCAUCGUUAUCCAUCCUCAGUACUUUGGAGAUGUGAAUAAGGCUGUUUCUGAUGUCAGAGAGAAACUAGAAGACGUUCUUAAAGGAGAAUGGACCAAGAUCUCCACCACAGUGAAUUCAGUGGAUGUUUUACUGCCUCCAGAGCCCAAGACUAAAGAACGUUUCUUACAAUACAGAGGAGGCAACAGAUGGCACACACACAGCAGAGUUGGGGACAGAUAUGCAGGGACAGACUGGCAGAGACAGGGAGUCUCAGAUUCCUGUCCGCUCAUACUGGAUCCAAACACAGCACAGAAAUACCUCUCUCUGUCUGAGGGAAACAGAAAGGUGACAGUUGUUAAGAAUGUUAGAGAUCCAAAUCCUGACCAUCCAGACAGAUUCACUGGUUGGUGGCAGGUCCUUUGUAGAGAGGGUCUGUCUGGACGCUGUUACUGGGAGGUGGAGUGUCAUCAUGGGACUGUUACAGCAGUCUCAUAUAAAGACAUAAGUAGAAUAGGGUUGAGUAAUGAUCCCAGAUUUGGAUACAAUGACAAGUCUUGGGGUUUAGAGUGCUCUAGUAAUGGUUAUAGUUUCAGACACAAUAAUAUUGAGACUAAAGUGUCAGGCCCUCAGUCCUCCAGAGUAGGAGUGUACCUGGAUCACAAGGCAGGUAUUGUGUCCUUUUACAGCGUCUCUGACACAAUGACCCCCCUCCACACAGUUGAAACCACGUUCACUAAACCCCUCUAUCCUGGGAUAUGGGUUAGGUGCAAAAAUUAUUCUGCUGAGCUGUGUGAACUACAGAUUUAUUUCGCCUCUAGAUUAAACUACAUAUUAGAAUGAUGUAAUUGCUCUUUUAGUCUGGUAUGUACAAUUAUUUUUGGAGUGAUUGAAUCUUUAAUUUAGUAUAGGUUUUAAUCACAUUCAUAUUGAUCUAUUCUCUCUUUGAUGAAGUCUAAACUAAACUACUGCUCCCACGAGAGGGCAGGCUGCUCCCACGGACAGUUGCCCCGCCCGGCAUGUGAGUCAAGGUGAUCAGAGGCAAUUAAGCACAGCUGACGGUACUAAUGAGCUAUUCUCUUUCCCAUUCAAGGGAGAGGAGGGAACCGGUAGAGAGGGGAGAAAGAAAAUAACGCGUAGUUCGCGGCGCACAUGGGAAGGGCUAAGAAGGGAACUAACUACCAAUUGGGAAAGGCCAUCACAGAUCCGGACCACCAGCCGAACGGAGCUCUCCACGGACUAAUCGUUUAGGUGGUGACACACCCGUGAUUUAUGUUAUAGUUUAAAGAUACUCUCUUUAUGUUCCUUGUUGUUGUAAAGAAGAAGAUUUGUGUUUUCCUUGGGAGAUCAUCCUUGAUUGUGUUGUAUUGUUUAAUAGGAAAGAAAUACCUCUGAGAACUUUGUUCAAUUAAGAAAACCUGCUCCUGACUCGUUUAUUCCACUUUUCCGCUUUAGAGCAACCUCAAAGGACCUGGUCCGCUCACAAUAAUAAAAAAUUGUUUGUUCAUUUCAA